UAGAAAGAAGAAGACCCAUCCCUUUCUCUCCUCACUCCCUGAGAAACCUAACCCUGAACCAUCACUUAUCCCACUCCUCAUUGAAAUCCAAAACCCUACCAACCAUCACUUAUCCCAAUCAAUGCCAAUCCCCUUCUCCGGUAUCCAAACCAUCGCCAUCGCCGGUAUCGUCGCUUCAGCCGGGAAAGUUCCACCGGAUAUCGCGGGAUUCCGGCGAGGUUGUGCUGGAGUCGUGGCUUACCGACCGCCGAGGAAGGUGGCGAGGAUCGCUGCUCUUCCAGAGGCCAGCGGGAGCGGCAGCCCUCUCGCUUUGGUCAGGACCGUGGAGAGGACACCGCCAGUGAAGGCCUAUGCGUCGCCGGAGUCUUACCUGUUGCCGGGGUUUGGGAAAUUGACGGGGAAAGAGGUGAGCGGGAGCUGCAAGGAGUUGUCGCCACAGUGUUUUGGCGGCGGCGGAAGGAGGAGCGAGAAGGUAGACGAGGAGAAGGAGAAUGGCAUGUGGCAUGGCUUGUCUGGAAGGUUUCCUUCGGUUUCUUUGUUCAAGGAGUACCAAAAUGCAGCUAUGGCGUUGCUGUCUGAUUUACGAGAGAGAAUAGAAGGGAUACUAAGGAGCAUAGAAUUUGCAUGGAAAAGGAGGUUUUACGAGCAUCAUUCUGAACUAGCUGAUGGACUGGCCUAUGUAGCUGGUCAUGACGAAGAAUCCAGACCUGUUUUGAUUUUCCGGAUGAAACAAGACUAUACCAAGUUACAUUCUCAAAAACUGUUGACCCGUUUGCUAGUAUUCACAAUGGAGGUAGCAAUUUCAACAAUACCAAAAAACGUAGAAGAAUUUGUGAUGCUUUUCGACACAAGCUCUACAAAUAUCAGAAAUUGGCUUGGCUUCACAGGAUACCCUUUCAAUAUCCCUCAUUGCAUUGCUUGCCACACUAAACAAGUUCCUAGGAGGAAUGUCCAAAUAAGGAGAAAAUUUAUGACGAUACCUCAAAAUACUUGACCAUUUUCACACUGAGAUCAAGGGAAUUGCCUUAUGAGUAUUGGGCAGUUGCUUAACCGUGUUCGAUGUGUUAUGUCUAGUCAGUUCUCUAUCAUUUAACUGUUUGGUUUCGAAGUCUAAAGUUCAAAUUGUAUUUCUUAAGCGCAUUUCUUUGAUUCUUUGCAGUACUAUCUCAACUGAUCUGGAUGGAGCGCCCUUUGGGUAAACAUUUCCUACUUUUAUCCAGCUGAAUUCAGGAAAAUUGCUUUUUACCAAGUGAUAUUGAAAAAGCUGAGAUUGUCGAUUUCUUGGAAAAGAAUAGUUGUUAUUUCAUCUUUGCACAACUGCAUACUAUUUGUUGUAUGAGGCCAAUGAAAAGGAAAUGGCAAAAUAAAUGCUAAUCUCAAUUGCUAUUUGCUAUAUUUCUUCUGCCUUCAGUUUGACCAACCUUCUAAAUUAUCUAUUCCUUCGAAACGUAUAUUUCUGUUAAGGAAUAAUUUGUACAACUACUUUUUUUUUGGGCUUGUUAAGAUUAUCCUUGAGAGGGGGUGUUUGAAUAAAGGAUACCAAAUCCUCUUUGUAUGCAAUUAAGGAAAAUAUCAAAGUUGUAUAAAUUAUUAAGAGUAACGCAUUCCCCCUUAAGGUA
Messenger RNA from Arachis ipaensis, 1619 nucleotides. NCBI's taxonomy places the organism in Eukaryota, Viridiplantae, Streptophyta, Magnoliopsida, Fabales, Fabaceae. The record is from RefSeq and is a predicted model, not a curated record.